GGUGGCAAUGAUAAGAUAACACAAAGAUAAGACUCCACAAACCCACGCUCUCACAUACACAAUCUCUUAAACUUCCUCCUGACAGGAAACAGUCCGCAAGAUUCUUAGAAAUCUCAGGGUGUGUCUUCUUAUGGUUCCAAAGUCUUAGCUACCAAGGACAGCCAUGCAGGGGAGAGGGUCUGUAGCUGUGGCACUAGCAGUGUUGGUGUGCAUUGUAGCCGGUGACAAUUCACGCUGUGAAUAUGACACCUGCUCCAAGUGUAUCAGUGACGCCAGCUGCAUCUGGUGCUCUAACCCGAAUAUCACAUCAGUGGCAGUGAAGACUGGAGUAACUUUGCCCCAGUGCAUCAACAAGGAAUCCCCUAAUAUAGAUAAAUUCAAAGAAGCAUGCAAAGAUGCCAUCUAUGACCUCCCCACUGAGGUCGAGAAAGAACAGCCCUCACCUGAGACCCUGUUCAGUCCACAGCGAGUCAAACUGAAGAUGAGGGCCGGAGAGUCCAUCAACAUUAGUUUCAAUUAUGAGCACCGGGUCAAUUACCCCAUGGACCUGUACUGCCUGAUGGAUGGCUCUACAUCUAUGUCAGAAUUCAAGACUCUGCUUUCCAGUGUGACCCAAGAACUAGUGGCCGGCCUCAUGGAUAUAACCCAAAAUGUCCAGCUUGGCUUUGGCAUGUUUGUAGACAAACCUACGCUGCCUUACACAGACAUGAACAGUGUGGCAGCCUGUCGGGAGUGCCAAGUAGACACAUACAGCUUCAAGAAUAUCCUCCCACUCACUCCUGACCAGACAGCCUUUGAGGAAAAGGUUUUAUCAUCUCCCGUCUCCACAAAUACUGACCAACCUGAAGGCAUUCUGGAGGCCCUGAUGCAGGUGGCCUCAUGCGGCUCAGAGGUGGGCUGGCGGCCAGACGCACUGAAGGUGGCAGUGGUGUUCACUGAUGCUGCCUUCCAUUCAGCAGGGCAUGGCAGGCUUGCAGGCAUCGUCCAGCCCAAUGACCGGACGUGCCACCUCAACGGGAAAGGAGAAUACACUCACUCCCUGUUGCAGGACUACCCUUCUGUCGGUGAGCUCAGCAAGGUACUGAAAGACAAUAACUUGACCACCGUUUUCGCUGCAACAGAGGAUCAGGUGUCGCUCUACCAGAUGCUGUCUGGUAUGCUGCACAGCUCCUCCUGCAGUGACAUGGACACGUCCUCUAAUAUUGUCAAAAUCAUCGUGGAUCCUGUUAAAGACAGGAUCCAAACCAUCACCCUGGAGCCCCAGACGUCCAUGCCAGGGCUCACAGUGGAUGUGUAUACUAGGUGCAAGGGCGGUGCAGUGCAAAAGGGAAACACCUGCAAAGAGAUGCUCAUGGGUGAAAAAGCAGAGUUCACCUUGGACGUCAAGAUUGAGGAAUGUCCUGCUCGGGACCAACAGAAUGUCACCUUGAAUUUUGAACUUGUUGGCCAUUCACAGAACUUAUACCUGGACCUGGAGAUGUUGUGCGAGUGCAGGUGUGAGGAGGGGAAGGAUUUUAUUGCCAAUGCAGAUAUUUGUAUGAAGCAAGGAGACUUGAGGUGUGGUGCUUGUGAGUGCCAUCCUGGCUUUUUGGGGAAGAACUGUCAGUGCAGGGAAGGAGAUGUGAACAACCCAGACAUUGAUGAGACAAACUGUAUCAACCCUAAUGCUACAGAGGCUGUGGUGUGCAGUGGCCAGGGCAAGUGUGAAUGUGGCCAGUGUGUGUGUAACAAGAGGCCAGACCCAGAUGAGGUUAUUGAAGGGUUCUACUGUCAGUGCACUAAUUUCCACAAAGACUGUCGAGGGAAUAAUGGAGAAAUCUGUUCUGGUCAUGGACACUGCGACUGUAAUGAAUGUGACUGUGAUGCAGGUUGGGAGGGGCAGAAUUGUAGCUGCAGCACCGACACAGAAAACUGUAAAGACACCGAGGGGGUAGUCUGCUCCGGCCAUGGGAACUGUAUAUGCAACAGGUGUGAGUGUCAGGCCGACUAUGAGGGGAAGCACUGUGAAAACUGCAAGUUUUGUGAUGAAAAGUGUGAGGAGUACAAGCCCUGCGUCGAGUGUUUAGUGUUUCAGACGGGGACGUACGGGGCUGCAUGCGAGGACCAGUGCUCCAGCUACACGGUCACCAUCAUUUCUGACAUGACGAAGAACUAUGGUCAUCUGUGUUCCAGCACGGAUGAAGAGGGUUGUAGAUUUUUUUACCAAGUUAAAGAAAAUGGAACAGUCAAGCAUGUGUGGGCUCAGGACAAGAAGGAGUGUCCCAAAGUAAUCAAUCCAUGGAUCGUGGUGGGCGGAGUGCUGGCGGGUGUGGUGCUGGUGGGCCUCCUGUUGCUCAUUGCCUGGAAGGUCGUCACCACCAUUAAGGAUAAACGGGAAUAUGAAGCUUUCAAAACUGAAAAGGCCAAGGCUGCCUGGACUGAUAAUGUGAGUCCGUUAUACAGGCCAGCCAUAACUGAUUUUCAGAAUCCUAUGUUUGGAGCUAGUAAUUAAAGGUAAGGGUGUAAGUCUUCUCAAAUUCCCUUAUUUAAUGAAUAAACAAAACAAGAUAGAAAGUUUUGCCAUGGGGGGAUUUAUGCUGUGGAAAGAACAGGAGUCUGCCAUUUAUAGUUUAUCAGUAAAGAGGCAGGACAGUGGAGGGCCAAUGUAUGUGAUGUAUGCUUCAGAAUGCAUGAUGAAAUAAAGUAAGAAUAAACUUCAAGCCAUACAGCAGGGCCACAGGAUUGGGGUAUGGCAUGGAGUUAGCAAGUUAAGAGACAUCCUAAACAAGCCGCAAGAGGUAUGAUAAAAUGAAGGUGGCAUAUCCCAGAGGUCUGGGGCGGUAUUCUCAGAUGCUUCUGCCUCUCACAACAGUCUCCAAAGCCCAGAAAAGGAAAUCAGUUGGGUUCUAAGGAGUUUUCUUUUUAAGUUCAUGGUACAGAAAAAGGCUCAAACUGCCACCACUCAUUAAACUACCCCUGGAAAUGCUCAACUCCUAGGAAAGCCUUGUCAAAUGUGUGGACUUGGGCGCCAAAAUUUUUGAGAAUAUGCCCCCUGAUCAAAUCAACAAGUGACUCUACUUUAAGAAGCUAUGGAUGGAGCCCUCACACCUAAUUGAAAAUGAUCUACAAAUGAAUGUCAGGGUACCAUCCAUCGACCAAUUUGUGGCAUGCCUUCUCAUAGACAGUUGCCAAGUUAUUUUUAGGGCCAGAAAUUAUUGAUUGUGUGUGUGGCAAUGUGUUCCCUCAGUGAUGGAGCCGGAGGCCAUCAUCACUGGUGGUACAUCCCCAUCAACAGGGAACCUUUUCUUCUGAUUUCCUAUCUAGUCGUUAUUAUGUGUUUGUUCUAAUGCAGUACUGAUACUGAUGAUUGAGUACUUAUAUCUAUGUAAAACUUUCUGUUGUGCAAGUCAGUGAUUACAUUCAAUUAUGUAAUUAUGUAUUUAAUCCUUAGACGGUGAUGAAACUAUUUAGAGACGGUCCAAAAUUCGUCGGUCAGUUUUGUAUGGCAGAGAUAUAAAAACACUUCCAGAUUGCAGUCGAAUAUAUAUAUAUAUAUAUAUAUAUAUAUAUAUAUAUAUAUAUAUAUAUAUAUAUAUAUAUAUAUAUAUAUAUAUAUAUAUAUAUAUAUAUAUAAUAGUUAAAACAUCUAUUAUGCGGCAUAACUAUCUUUAUGCUACGGUCCUAAGUCGGCAGUGACCAUAUAUAGACGAUUCAUUUUGGGGGAGCUACUCUUCAAAUACUGCCGCCAUCUAAGAGUUAAUUAUGAAUAAGAAAUUUUGUUCUAAGCAAAUCAAAUGUAAUGAUAAGUACAAAUAAUUGUGAUAAGUAAAUUGUCUGGACCAGCCCUCCAUGACACUGGCUCUAGGCAAGUAGUCGUUCAUUGUGACAGACACACCAUUGGUUGAUCACACUCAUUUGCAUGUUGAAUUUUAAAUGUUUGCAGCCCUUUCCUUACCUCUGAAUGUCAUGGGUAGGAAAAAAACUUGAGUAUAAAGCCAUGGAAAGGAUUCCUUGACUUCCUUUACAGUAGCCUUCCUUUAAUAAUACCCAAGGAUACAAGUAUUUACUUUGUUGUUGAAUGUCCUGUUUUUAAUGUUUUAAUUGUUAUAACAAUCCUUUUUAAAUUCUUGGCCAAUCCUCAAGUUGUAAAUAUAACAAGUGGUUCACUGAUUAAAGAAUUCUUGUGGCAGUGAUAUUACACGUGUUCAACUUUUAUCUUGGAUGCAAUAAAAUUAUUUUUAGACGUUAAACAGUGAGAGAAGUUUUGGAAUAGUGCAGAACUUAGAUAUGUCAGUGUAAUAUACUUACCCUACAGUAACCUUUUAAGUCAGUGAGAUGUCCACGGUUUUUGCUGUACUUUUUUUUUUUUUUUUUUUUUUUUUUUUUUUUUUUUUUUAGUAGCUGCCAAUGGUCUGAGGACUUGUAUGUAGCUUAAAUAUGUCCAGCCAGUGUUCUUGUGUUACUAUUUUAUUUUGCUGUUUUAUUUAAAUUUGUAAUUGUCCAAUGUGUGUGGACUAAUAAUUGUGAUGAUUCUGUGAGCUUGUAAUAAAAGGUUUACCAGGAGAAGCUUAGUUAAUUUUUGUAUUUUUAAGGCACAGCAUCAAGUAAAGACAUCUGAAGGGUGAAACAUGAUGUUGGAUCCUAAUAAUUUGAUAGAAUGUCAUAAAAAGAACUAUUGAUAU
Messenger RNA from Eriocheir sinensis (Chinese mitten crab), 4661 nucleotides. Its product is annotated as integrin beta-PS-like. The transcript is spliced from 17 exons. Gene Ontology annotation, molecular function: integrin binding. Gene Ontology annotation, cellular component: integrin complex; cell surface; focal adhesion. NCBI's taxonomy places the organism in Eukaryota, Metazoa, Arthropoda, Malacostraca, Decapoda, Varunidae. The record is from RefSeq and is a predicted model, not a curated record. Gene Ontology annotation, biological process: cell adhesion mediated by integrin; cell migration; integrin-mediated signaling pathway. The coding region runs from base 164 to 2491 and encodes 775 amino acids.